This is a messenger RNA of Etheostoma cragini (Arkansas darter), 1106 nucleotides long. RefSeq names its product peptide deformylase, mitochondrial (gene pdf). Lineage: Eukaryota; Metazoa; Chordata; Actinopteri; Perciformes; Percidae. The record is from RefSeq and is a predicted model, not a curated record. Gene Ontology annotation, biological process: peptidyl-methionine modification; N-terminal protein amino acid modification. Bases 21 to 755 code for a protein of 244 amino acids. Gene Ontology annotation, molecular function: peptide deformylase activity. Gene Ontology annotation, cellular component: mitochondrion. The transcript has 2 exons.
UUGCCUCCUUCAGCUCUACCAUGAACACAAAAUCGUGUGUGUUUCUGCUCCAGCGCUCCAGGAUGGGGUUCAGACUUUGUGCCAGAGGGCACAAGACUCCUACCUGUCCUCCGUCACCUGUACCCUGCAGACGCUCUUACUCCAGCAGCAUCAAGGUGCGCCCCUAUCUUCAGUACAUGAAACGCAAGAUCCUACCCCCUCCCAGUCCUCCAUACAGUCAUGUGUGCCAGGUAGGCGACCCGGUGCUGCGUUCGCAUGCAGCCGCUGUAGACCCUGUGUCAAUAGCACACCCUGAGAUCCAACAGGUCAUCAACACUUUGGUGAAAGUGAUGCGGAAACUUGAGUGUGUGGGACUGAGUGCGCCUCAGAUUGGGGUGCCACUCCGCAUCCUGGCCCUGGAAUAUCCCGAGAAGAUGCUGAAAGAGAGUUUGCCUGCAUCGAGGGAGGCCCGUGGUCUUUCCGUCCAGCCCCUGAGGAUCUUUGUCAACCCCCAGCUGAGGGUCCUCGAUGGACGGCCCGUGCUCUUUCAGGAGGCCUGUGAGAGCAUCUCAGGCUUCUCUGCUGCAGUUUCACGCUACCAGUCCGUGGAAGUGUCUGGACUGAAUGAGAAGGGCGAAGCGGUCACGUGGCAGGCCAGUGGCUGGCCGGCUCGUAUCCUCCAGCACGAGAUGGACCACCUAGACGGGGUCCUCUACAUCGACCGUAUGGACAGCAAGACCUUCAUCAACAUCAACUGGCAGGCACACAAUGACUAGAAGAUCCUUAGGACAGAGCAGACGCAUUUCCAUAAGAAUCUCUAAAUCUGAUUACAUGCAGUGAUUUGAUAAAAGUUUUAUUCAGCUCAGAGCAUCAAAAAACUUUGAUGGUGUCUGUUUAAUCUUUCAUGUCCAGAAAGUGAUAGCUUUUGAUGUCUGGUUCUGGUUGGAAUAAGAACUCGUUGUCAGGAUCAUCGGGAACUGCUUCAACUGAAAAUCCAUCACUGGAAGUAAAGUUUCUCGGAUUGCUAGAAGCUUCAGGGCCAAAAGCCCAAAGCAUGUUCUGUCGCCCUCAGGUCUGUCUAAUGAAUAAAGAGGCUAAUAUGUUCAUUAAAAAAAAAGAGUUGAAUC